AUGCCAGGAAAUUCCAUUGUCGACAACAUAGCACAAGCUAUUAGAUGCAGUCGUAAAACUAUCAUGAUCCUGACCAAAAACUUUCUGAGGAGUCAGUGGUGUUACUUUGAGCUCGAGAUGGCUAGGAUACGUUUGUUGGAGAACAGCGAAAAUCUCUUUAUCAUCGUGCUUUUGGAGAGGAUUACUACAAAGGAUAUGCCGCUGAAGUUGCAACAAGUCCUAAGGAAGAAAUCUUACAUCAGAUGGCCUAAUGACGAACCUGCUCAGCGACUGUUCUGGACCAAGCUUGAAACAGAACUACGAUCACCAAAUACUAUUAACUGA
This is a messenger RNA of Anneissia japonica, 324 nucleotides long. RefSeq names its product toll-like receptor 2. Gene Ontology annotation, molecular function: transmembrane signaling receptor activity. Gene Ontology annotation, biological process: toll-like receptor signaling pathway; immune response. Lineage: Eukaryota; Metazoa; Echinodermata; Crinoidea; Comatulida; Comatulidae. Gene Ontology annotation, cellular component: membrane. The transcript has a single exon. Bases 1 to 324 code for a protein of 107 amino acids. The record is from RefSeq and is a predicted model, not a curated record.